Dictyostelium discoideum AX4 is the source of this 1791-nucleotide messenger RNA. RefSeq lists its product as hypothetical. Gene Ontology annotation, molecular function: phosphotransferase activity, alcohol group as acceptor; magnesium ion binding; kinase activity. The record is from RefSeq and is a predicted model, not a curated record. The coding region runs from base 1 to 1791 and encodes 596 amino acids. Lineage: Eukaryota; Evosea; Eumycetozoa; Dictyosteliales; Dictyosteliaceae. The transcript has a single exon. Gene Ontology annotation, biological process: glucose 6-phosphate metabolic process; glycolytic process; carbohydrate metabolic process.
AUGAGUAAAAGACAAACAAAAAAUUCACCACCAUUAGUUGGUAAUAGUAGUCCAACAUCACAAUCAUCACAAUCACCAGAGAUCAGUAAAAAAAAAUUAAAAAAGAUAGAACAAAAAGCAAAUAGACCAAAGAUUUUAGUUGAGAGACCAUUAAGUAAUUUAAAAUUUGGAGGAUUAGUUGUGUUUUUUAUAUGUUUAGUUAUAUUUUAUAUAUACCUUAGAAUCAAUCCAUUAUAUGAUAGCGGAAAUAAUAGUAAUAAUUUAAAUAACAAUAAUGAUAAUAAUAAUACAAAUAUAAAUAUAAUUGAUGAUAUAAAAUCAAUGAAAAAGAUUGAAAAUGGAUUAAAAGAUAUAGCAAAAUAUAAAGAAUGGAACGAAGAAUGUAAGAAUAAAACAAUAGCAGUUGGAUAUAAUACAAAUUUAGAUUUAGUGGUUGAUGCAAUAGAAUUAAUGGAUAAAUUGAAAUUGAAAUCAUCCAUUCAUAAUAGACCAAUGUCAAAAGAGGUCAUUAAAUCAUUGGAUGAUUUUGAACAAACCUUUUCACAUUAUUUUAAGAGUGGUUCAGCAGCUGAACGUAUGAUUGAAAAUGAAGAUACCUUUUCUGCGAUUUUGGCAGCAGCAUUGCAAUCUGAAUCAAAGCAAUUCUACACCGGUGGCAAUGCAGGUAUAAUGGCAAAUAGAUUGGUGGCAGAUGGUUGUAGGGUUUAUUUGGGCGGUAUCAUUGGCAAGAAAUUGAAGGAACUCUUGUCGCCAUCAGUGUCAAUCAUUGGUUAUCAGUCAGAGAAUGGCGAAGAGUUUGAUGAGAUUCAUCUAAUUAUGGAAUACAAUAAACAGAGUAGAUGGGGUUCAAUCUCACCACCACGUUCCAAUAGAUUCAUCAUAUCAAGAGAUAACACAAACUCACAUCUAAUGACAAUGGAAUCAUUCCAUCAAGAGAUUGAAAAGAAACAACCAGAUUUAUUACUCUUAUCAGGUUUACAUUUAUUAACCGAAGAGGCUCAAGAAAGACGUGUAAAUGAUAUGGUCAACCUAUUGAAACAAAUCCCAUACAAUAAUAAUCCUUCAAACUUUUUAAAUCAUCCAUCGUUGAAUGUACCAAUUCAUUUGGAAUUGGCGUCAAUCGCUUCACCUUCCUAUAUUAAUUUAUUGGCUAAAAAGAUCAUACCAUUCGUUGACUCUGUCGGAUUGAACGAACAGGAAUUAGGCUUUAUCUAUGUUUCAACAGGUGGUAAGAAAUUCAGUUUGGACGAUUUUAAAGAACCUUCUGUUAAUGUGGUUGUAAAUGCGUUACUUCAUAUUAUGGAAAUUUCAUUUCAUUAUGCCACCACCACCACCACCUCCACCACUGCCGAUAGAAAUGUCGAUGAUAAUAUUUUGGGUGAUUUUGGUAUACCAACAAUGUCAAAACAACGUUUAUUAACUAGAAUUCAUUUCCACUAUUUAUCAUUUCAUUUGAUUAUCACUAAAUCCUAUUCGCAAUGGUCUCCAAAAUUAACUUCAGCUUCAGUAGCCGCCUCUUCAAUCGAAGCCACCUUUCAAGCUUGUCGUUUCAAUUCUGUUGAAUUAUUAUUACCAUUAUCAGUGGAAGUAGAUUAUCGUUAUACUCCAGGUGCUACAAAAUCAAUCAUUAUCGAUCCAUCUUCACCAGUUACAACUUGGCAAGAUUCUGGUUAUGAAUUCCAUUUAGCCCCAGUUUUAGUUUGUAAAUCUCCUUUAAAAACUGUUGGUUUAGGUGACUCAAUCUCAACAAUGGGCUUUUUAUAUCAAACAAUUAAAUCAAAUGAAAAUUAA